Molecule: messenger RNA, 2904 nt
Organism: Gadus chalcogrammus (walleye pollock)
Lineage: Eukaryota; Metazoa; Chordata; Actinopteri; Gadiformes; Gadidae
Exons: 12
Coding region: 1-2904 (967 amino acids)
Source: RefSeq, a predicted model, not a curated record
AUGGAGCCCUACAUCCUGGGCUGGAGGCCUCUCAUGCUCUCCAUGGUCAAGCUCAGGCUGAUGUACUUCCUCUUCCUGAGGCCAUCCCUGAUGACGUCAAUGUGCUCCCUCAGCUCCCCGUGGCCCCCUCUCUGCUUCCCGUGGCCCCCGCUCAGCUCCCUCAGCUCCCUGUGGCCCCCAAUCAGCACACAUUGGCUCCUGGAGAAAGUUCCACGGCCACUAAAGCAAUUGAUGCUAAACAAAAGGAACUUCAAAAUACACUGCAGGAGAAAACACACCAACCUCCUUGAGAGGAUAACGAAGGACAGAUUUUUGGCCUGUCAGUGUAUUGAUGGUACACAUGGUGUGUUUGCAGUGGAAAAAUCUUUUUGUGGUCCUGCAACACCCAUAUAUGUCAUCAAGAAUAUUUGGGGGCCAGCACAGAAGAUCAUUUGUGAGGUCGACCAGUGUCGUUUGAAUGCUGACUUUGCUCAAAGGAGCGGGAUGUUGCCUUUCGAGUGCCACCACAUCCAGUCAUUAUUGUAUUGCCCACGCACUGACGGUCAAACCGUGACACUACCAGGUGAGGCCUUGGAAAGAAUGGUGGAAAACAAGUGGUUUGGUGAGGAGCGUAAGGUCGGCCUCUUGCGUUGCCAAAAAAAUGCUGAUGCUGAGGGUGUGCCUCUGUCAGUGCACCUGACUGUAGGUGGUCCACCAUCUAAAUUUCAUGUAUCCGUUUAUGAAAAAAAGGUUACAUACUACAGCAGGUUGGGGAGAGUUAUUGUGGCAUAUGAUGCAAAGCAAAACACCUGGCAUUGUCCCUGCUCUAAAGCGAGACAAUCCUGUAUCCAUAAAGCUGUUGCUAAAUGGCAUCUGUUUGUGACAAAGAGGGAGCUUUUUAGGAAGGUGAAGAGCACAGAGGAAGAGACACUUAAUCUUACAGAGAUCAUCACAGUCCAAUACGACAGCGACUCUAAAGAGGACAGUUAUCCACCAGAUGACAGAGAAAUUGCAAGGAUGCUUAAAUACCUCCUCAACAACAAAAAGAUCCCGGCAAAUAUACCCCAGGCUCUCAUAGAGCAGUCGAGAGAGGGGAGAAGAGACGACAGCUUUCCUAAGCACCUUAUCCCAAGAGAAAAAAAGUGUGUAGAAUGUGAAUACACACUCUGUGAACAUCUGAUAACAGCGAAAGGCAAGAUCCUGACAAGCACAGGUGUAGUUGAAGGAAUAUCAACAUACAGGAAAUCAUGCCUGAACUGCGGCAUGAUUUACAGAUACCAGGAGUGGGAGGAGGGUAUCCACAACUUUGAUGACCACAUCAUCCUGUCUCUGCACUUGUGCCUGAUGGUCAGGAAUGCACUACAGACCCAUACAGCUAUCAGUAAAGUGAUAGAAAUUAUAGAGACAACGGAAAAGGUGUCCUUUCCAAACAAGGAAAGAGUUCUGCAGGCAUACCUCCACUUUGAGGCCCUUACCGACCAUGAGUACAUGUACAGUUGUGUGUCAUGUGGAAACAACCCAGCAGUUGUUGUUAUGGACCUCCACAAAAAAGGCGUUUUCAAUAUGCCAGUGAGUGACAUCCCAAGCCCACCUGAAGGCUAUGAUGGUAAUGUUGACAUGGACCAUUUCUGGAACACUGUGGCCACAGAAAUGCUCAGUCGGGGAUUAAUUCCAUAUGGACGGAAGAACCCUUUCGUUGUGCCCCCGAGCUAUCAUCACUGGGCCCCCUGGAUUGGCCCACACACCCGGAGGUCAAAUUCUGUGAUGAACACAGAAUUUGAAAAAUUGCAAAGCCCCAAAGCAGAUGGAGAUGCUAACUUUAAUGAUGACGAAAAAAUGAAUGAGGAGCGGCUCACAGAUGAGCUUGUGAACUUAAAGGUACAGGAGGUCAGGGCACUGUGCAAACAGUGUGGUGUUGAUGAUAAGGGGUCCAAGAUAGACAUGGUUAUGAGACUGUCUGACAAAAUGUCUAAUAGAGUCACCUACAACAAGGUGUUUGAGAAAGUGUGGGGUGCUUCUGGUGGCUGGGCAGUUAUCACUUGCCCAUGUGGGGUUGUGUUUUCAGUAAAAUUCAACCUUAGAGCAGAGAGUCCACGUGACUUUGUGGAUCUCUUGCUGUCCUGGAAACUUCUCCCCAAUGUGGCUGUGUAUGAUUAUGCCAGGGGUCUGGCACUGCAUGCCAACCGCAGGCAGCCAGGAAUAUUUGCCCCUUUUCAGGGAAGGUUACUGGAUCUCACCCCAGAGAACGUGAAGCAGGCCUCAGAGGGAAAGGUCCAUGUCAACUUGCCUUGGCUGAAAUUAAAAAAAAAGCCAGCUGACAAAGAUGGUCACCCUCUCACUGGAUCCUCACAGCAUUUUGCUUUGAACGAUGUGUUCCACCAGGGGAACAGCAAAGACCAGUGUGAGGUUCUAAGAAAGCUGGAGCUUGUGCCUGAACUUGCUGGUCUUAUUAACAGCCAGUGUGCGGAGCAGCUGUUUUCAGGGAUGAGAAAAAACAACUACUUUUUAAAUCAGACAACCCCAUCAACACACAUUUUUCUACAAAGAAACAUUCUCCACCAUUACAACAUGGCAAGGAACCAAAAAAUCAAAAAUCAGUACAGCAAGAUUGUUCCUCCAGAUGUUUCAUUGCAGUUUGACAGCUAUGGAAGGGUUGUUUUAGCUGCGAUGUCAAUUGGGUCAUAUGGGAACGAACAAGAAGACUCUCAAGAGUAUGAGUCAGAAGUUGAAAUGCAGUGUGACAGUCAUGGAAUGCUGUCUCAUGUCUUGGAUGAGACCAAAAGUCACACUCAGCACCUUGCAAUGGUGAAUAACAUCAUCCUGACCCGCUUUGACUUUUGGACUCUGGGUUUGCAGCGGGACAUGGAGGGAACGAUCCUGAACUCUUGUCUCAAAAUGAUUGAGAAGGUAGUGAAUCUCCUGUGA